CUCAUUUGUUGAGUUUCGCUUAAGUGGGCCAUUCCCGGUGGCCUCAGCUCUUACAUGGUACAGCGUGUCGAUUGCUUUAGGUAUUGUGCCGACAAGCUCUCGGAGAUCAAGUCAAAGAAGCUGAUCGUUUACACUCCAUAUCAUGCCCGCGCGGCAUUCCACCAGAUUGCUUAUAUCUCAAGAACAUAUGAUGCAAAUCGAUAUCUUCAGGCCCUACAUUCAGAACUCGGCGGAGAACUGUGGAUCAAUGAUAUCUUAUCUCGCAAAGACGGUGCUUUGAAAGGAAAAUUGCCAUUUCCACUGAACUGCUGUGAAUUUGACCAUACCAGAGUUUGGGACGCAAUGGCAUCUGCCCGUAACAGGGAACGACGUUUUUUCAAACUCACUUCUGUUUUUGGUUUUAGUUGCACGACCUUGACAGAAUCGGAUCAUGCUUCGAAAGCAGAAGGAAUGUCUGAUAUAUCUCCAAUGGGGAAUCCUUUCAUUCUUCAUACCAUCAAUAAGUCUUUGUGUCAGAUAAGCGCAUGUUAUGAAGAGAUCGAUGUGCGCCUUCGGCAGCCAGAUCUCACGCAAACAGAAAUGGAAAAGAUUGUUGAAGAGUGGGAGCUCAAGUUUGAUUCGGAGAUGGAAAGACUACCUGAUCCAAAGACUAUGUCUACGGAGGCAAAACUGUUCUUAGGCGGUGUUGCAGCCUGGCCUGUUCGUUAUCACCAUACUGAUGUAGCGGACUGAAGAAAUGACCAAGUACUUUUGGAGACAAAUCAAAUGAAACAAAAGUAUAACAUGAUCCAUGUCUCCCACAUGAAAUGCUCUGCAGUAGAUCAUCUAUGUUGAGAUUGAGGAUAGUAAGAUGAUAGUUUUACAUGUACCUAGGUAGGUAGGCAGUCUCAGGUAAUAUGCGUGCUUGUGACGAACAACUUUGACAUACAUUCGCCACUUUCUUCGACAUGACUCUUCAAUCAAGGGUACAUUUACUUCUAAAUCUCACUUUCUACCCUACUUGUAUGU
This is a messenger RNA of Mollisia scopiformis, 1008 nucleotides long. RefSeq lists its product as uncharacterized. Bases 55 to 732 code for a protein of 225 amino acids. The record is from RefSeq and is a predicted model, not a curated record. Lineage: Eukaryota; Fungi; Ascomycota; Leotiomycetes; Helotiales; Mollisiaceae. The transcript has a single exon.